Messenger RNA from Hordeum vulgare subsp. vulgare (domesticated barley), 4159 nucleotides. Its product is annotated as DNA-directed RNA polymerases IV and V subunit 2-like. The transcript is spliced from 8 exons. The record is from RefSeq and is a predicted model, not a curated record. NCBI's taxonomy places the organism in Eukaryota, Viridiplantae, Streptophyta, Magnoliopsida, Poales, Poaceae. Gene Ontology annotation, biological process: DNA-templated transcription. Gene Ontology annotation, molecular function: ribonucleoside binding; DNA binding; DNA-directed RNA polymerase activity. Bases 119 to 3826 code for a protein of 1235 amino acids. Gene Ontology annotation, cellular component: RNA polymerase II, core complex.
GGCACCCACCCACCCUCGGGAGCAUCGACCGCCCUCCGUCCAGGCGAGGCCGCCAGGGUUUCCUCCUCUCCCCUCCCCUCCCGGGGCCGCCGCAGGGUUAACUGCCUGUGCUUGCGUAAUGGAAGAUCCAUCAAGCGAUAGUGGGCAAUCAACAAACGGCGCUGAGCCUGAGCUGGACCCCAUGGAAUUGUAUGACAAUGAAGAGAGCAGAUCCCAUACUGUGGAUGAUUCAAAUGGACAGUCUUCUAUGGAUGUUGACAGAAAACAGCUUUCUGUGGAUGCUGAUAUGAAUGGGAAACCAUCCUUGGAUGGUGAUGGUAAGGGAAAGUACUCCGAGUCACAUGCAGAAGUUCCAAUUGACAUGAGCUUGGGAAGCCUAGAGAGGUUCUGCAAGGAAGCAUCAAGGUCAUUUUUUGAUGAGGUUGGUCUGAUUAGCCAUCAGAUAAAUUCCUACAACGAGUUUGUCUCGCAUGGGCUCCAGGAGCUAUUUGAUUCGCUUGGAGAAGUGACUGUCGAGCCAGGUUAUGAUUCCUCAAAGAAAGGAACUGUUGGUGGUUGGAGGCGUGCCGUCAUCAGGUUUGGCAGAGUGAAACUGGAAAAGCCUGUAUUUUGGUCUGGCAAAGAUGAUAUUGAUGAGGAGUCACUUAAGCUGAAGCCUAGACAUGCUCGCCUCCAAAAUAUGACAUAUUCCUCCAAAAUGGAAGUAGAAGUGCAUAUUCAGAUUUAUUCUAUGGAGAAAAGUGACAAGUCUAAAACAGAGAAUGAUGUUUUUGGUCACAAGAGGGUUCUUAUGGAUGAAACUCAUCUGGUGUCUAUUGGCCGCCUUCCAGUCAUGGUUAAUUCAAAUUUAUGCUGGUUGCAUGAACUCAAGGAAAGUGACUGCCUUUUUGAUUCUGGUGGAUACUUUUUGAUCAGGGGAAUGGAGAAGAUAUUCAUCGCCCAAGAGCAAAGAUGCUUGACCAGGAUUUGGGUUGCUGACCGGCCUGUCUGGACUGUUUCUUAUUUGUCUGAAAUCAAACGAAGACGCAUAUAUGUGAAGCUGAUUGAUUCUACAAAGAAUGAUGAUUUCAGUGGCAGCAAAAUCAUUUCCAUUUCCUUCUUGUAUGCCAAUCUGCCGAUUUGGUUAAUGUUUUUUGCGCUAGGCAUACCAUCUGAUAAGGAAGCAUUUGAUAUGAUAGAUAUGGGAGACUGUGAUGCUUCUGUUAUCAACGCGAUAUCUGCAACUAUUAGGGAAUCUGAUGAACUGUGUGAAGGCUUUCGUAAGUCUGAUAAAGCCCGCCAGUGUGUUGAUGAUUUGGUCAAGAGUUCAAAAUUUCCUCCAGGAGAGUCGUUUGAUGAUUAUGUCGAUAAAUAUCUCUUUCCUGGUAUAAAGGGGAAUAGGAAUAAAGCUUUUUUCUUAGGUUACAUGGUCAAAUGCCUUCUAAUGGCCUUUACUGGGAAGCGCAGAUGUGAUAAUAAGGAUGAUUUCAGGAACAAGAGGCUGGAGCUACCUGGUCAACUGCUUGGAAGAGAACUUCGGGCGCAACUUAGGCAUGCAGAGAGGCUCAUGGUUAAGGCCAUGCAGAGGGAUAUGAACAGUGAUCGUGAUCUAGAAUUUCCAGCGCGCUAUCUUGAUGCUUCAAUUAUUACCAAUGGUAUAAUUCGUGCCUUCGCUACUGGUUCUUGGUGCCACCCCUACAAAAGAAACGAAAGAUGCUCAGGAAUUGUUGCAACGCUCAGGAGAACAAAUCCUCUCCAAAUGAUGUCAGACUUGAGGAAAAGUCGCCAGCAGGUUGCUUAUGCUGGGAAAGCUGGUGAUGCAAGAUAUCCCAAUCCAUCUUACUGGGGAAAGAUGUGUUUUAUGUCCACUCCUGAUGGUGAAAACUGUGGACUUGUGAAAAAUUUAGCUGUUACUGCUAUUGUUAGCUCUAGAGUGGCACAACCAUUGAUUGACAGAUUUGUUUCUUGUGGAAUGAAUAAACUGGAUGAAAUUCCUGCUAAGGAGAUUCCCAAAAUGGACAAGAUCUUCCUGAAUGGUGAUUGGGUAGGAUCCUGUGCUGACCCAGCUUCAUUUGUCAUGCGUUUAAGGUGCAUGAGACGUGGUGGUCUGAUUGAUCCACAGGUUGAAAUCAAAAGGGACAAGCAUCAAUCUCCUGGAGAAGUACGGGUGUUUUCUGAUGCAGGGCGAUUACUCAGACCUCUUCUUGUGGUUGAGAACCUAAAUAAAAUUACAAAACGGAAGGGCUGUCCAUACUCUUUUCAGGCACUAAUGCAGCAAGAAAUUAUUGAGUUCAUUGGUGUUGAAGAGGAGGAAGAUAUACAAUGUGCCUGGGGAAUCAGGCACCUAUUUCAGAGCAGUGGAGAGGAGGUUUCUGGUUAUACUCACUGUGAGCUGGAUCUUUCUUUUCUGUUGGGAUUAAGCUGUAGUCUUAUCCCUUUUGCAAAUCAUAAUUUUGCACGGAGGGUGCUGUACCAGGCAGAAAAACACUCACAGCAAGCUAUUGGAUACUCCACAACAAAUCCACGUACCAGAGUUGAUACUCUUUCCCAUCAGCUUUUCUACCCUCAGAGACCCCUUUUUAAAACAGUUUCAGCUGAUUGUAUUGGCAGAUCAGAUUAUACUUUUGGAAGAAAAGACGACUUUGCCAGGCCUGAAUAUUUCAAUGGACAAAAUGCGAUAGUAGCAGUCAAUAUUCAUCAGGGAUUUAACCAAGAGGACUCCCUGGUUAUGAAUAGAGCUUCUCUUGAACGUGGUAUGUUUAGAACUGAGCUCAUGCGGAGCUAUAAGGCAGAAGUAGAGACCAAAGGGCCCAGCAAACGACUGAAAAUGAAGGAGAAAGUAAACUUCGGCAAAAUGGAAAGCAAGAGAGGACGAGUUGACAAUCUUGAUGAUGAUGGAUUACCUUAUGUGGGUUCAAGUCUUCAGAUUGGUGACAUUAUAAUUGGGAAAGUGUCAGAAUCUGGUGAAGACCAUAGUAUUAAGCUGAAGCAUACAGAGAAGGGAAUGGUCCAGAGAGUAUUGCUUUCAGCCAAUGAUGAGGGGAAGCAUUUUGCUGUUGUAUCUUUAAGACAGGUUCGAUCACCUUGUGUUGGAGAUAAAUUUUCUAGCAUGCAUGGACAAAAAGGUGUUGUUGGUUUUCUAGAAUCUCAGGAGAACUUCCCUUUUACCUGCCAAGGAAUAGUUCCAGACAUCGUGAUAAAUCCACACGCCUUUCCUACCCGUCAAACUCCAGGCCAGCUGCUUGAAGCUGCUUUGGGGAAGGGAAUCGCUCUUGGUGGUAAAAUCAGAUAUGCAACACCAUUCACCACAGCAACAGUUGAAGUGAUCUCGGAACAGUUGCACAAGCUUGGGUUUUCAAGAGGGGGAGUUGAAAGUGUUCUCAAUGGCCAAACCGGCAAAAGGAUGCAGUCACUGAUCUUCGCGGGCCCCAACUUCUACCAGAGGCUGAUCCACAUGGCUGAGGACAAGGUGAAGUUCCGGAACACGGGGCCGGUGCACCCGCUCACGAGGCAGCCGGUCGCGGACCGCAAGAGGUUCGGCGGGGUCAAGUUUGGGGAGAUGGAGCGCGACUGCCUGCUGGCCCACGGCGCGGCCGCCAACCUCCACGAGCGGCUCUUCACGCUGAGCGACUUCUCGGAGAUGCGCAUCUGCCAGACGUGUGAGCGUGCGGCGAACGUGAUCAUGCGGCCCGUCUCUGGCGGUCGGAAGAUCCGGGGCCCCUACUGCGGGUUCUGCCGGUCCUCGGAGAAGAUCGUCAAGAUCGCCGUCCCCUACGGCGCCAAGCUGCUCUACCAGGAGCUCUUCAGCAUGGGCAUCUGCCUCAAGUUCCAGACGGAGGUCUGCUAGACUUAGGUCUUCAGCAUGGGCUGGUCUGGCGUGUAUAUAGUUUAUCCAUCUAUGGUUAUGGUUAUGGACACGUGGUAAGUUUAACUGUGGUCAUGGUCAUGGACAUGUAGUAGGUAGCUAUGUGAAACUCCUUGUGAGGAUGGCGUUUGCGUAGCUUGGACGGGUUUGUUCCUAUGGAGCGAAGCUGCUCCUGCAGUGCAGGAUAUAUCUUGUGCCGAUGGCAUCUGCCUCUGGUCUGAGAAGAAAUUCUGUUGAAACACUGUAGUAGCUCGGGGUUAGCUGAACCUGUUUCACUCUGCCCCCCCCUGGAAUGAACCGAAUUAGCUUAUGGCA